Molecule: messenger RNA, 7404 nt
Organism: Saccostrea echinata
Lineage: Eukaryota; Metazoa; Mollusca; Bivalvia; Ostreida; Ostreidae
Source: RefSeq, a predicted model, not a curated record
CUUCCUGGACCUGUCAGACAAACACCAGACAGCAACUACCUUCUCUUCUUGGCUGAUCAACAAAUUGACGUUUCUGGAACCAAAUACAACGUCUUCAAAUGUAUACAAUAUGAAAGGAUAACAGACUUUUCCUAUAAAUACUUCAUUUACAAUGAUCGGGAAUCCAGUGCGGGAAACUCCAGGCUUACGCUAGAAAAAUACAAUCCAUCCGUAAAUUCAUUCAAUAUGUCUGCAUUAUGUAGUCCGAAUUCACCACCUUCACUGGAAGAAUUUCACGUUAUCGUCAAAAAGGGAUAUGAGAAUGUUGUGGGUCAGUGGUGCCCCACACCUCUUAUUGGGACUUUUAAUUAUAAACACGACACCGGAAGUGUCGUCACAUGUAACUCUGCAUCCAACCUUGACGUUUGCACCAACUGGACUACUCUUGUAUAUGACUAUACGAAAUGCCCAACAAUACAAGCCUUUUCAGCUGAAGGGAUGGUAGAGUGUGUCUACACACAGAUCGUUGGAUCUAUUUACUAUGUAUCUGUCUUUAACAACGGAACUGUAGAUUACAGCUCAUAUCAACGAUUUACUUGUCUGGCCUUAGAGGAUACUGGGAGUAUUUUGCGGGUCAGUGACAGUGCUGGAAGUUGUAAUGUGGGACAAUCCCCAACAGUAAAGCAAGCUGAUGGAUCUGGAACCUUGGAAAUAUCACCAAAACAAUCCUGUUAUGGAAAUUGUACAUUACCAUCCGCUUGGGAUUCUAACUGGAUAGAUAGUGGUCAUGGUCAAAUUCUUUUCAACCAAUCGGAUGCUCGAAUUGUAUCAGGGUGGUCAGUUACAGUAUAUGGUACCACUGUGUCUUCCUGGACCUGCCACGCUUCCAAUUCAAGCUCCUCAUCCAACUCCGGAAUGUCCCUUUUCAAAGCAGAUAAAACAAUUUCCUUCAAUGACAAAAAAUACAACGUUUACCGUUGUAUAGAAUGGACGCAAAUUACCAACCAUUCAUUUUCCUACUAUGUCCGGCAAGAUGAAAGCAGUCUGACAAGUAAUCAACGUUUUCUGGUGGAAGAGCACAGUCCGUUCGUGACGUCAUGGGAUCUGGAAACUUAUUGCAAGCAGACUAGCUCAACACCCAUAGAGGAAUACCAUGUUUUAAUUCAGGAAGGGUACGAGUCUGACGUGAAGCAGUGGUGCCCUGUUCCACUUAGGGCUACAUUUAACUACACCCACGACGAUGGCACCACUGUCACCUGUGGAAGUCAAUCCAGUCUUAGUCUGUGUCCAGAUUGGACAACGAUGACCUUUGAUUACAGCCGCUGUUCUACUGAGCAAGCUUUCUCAAAGGAGGGCAUCGUUCACUGCGUCCAUUCUGUGUUUGACGGAGCAUCGUUUUACACAACUGUAAUAAAUCCAGGGAAUGUGACCCUCCCAAACCAUCAUCGAUUCACUUGCUUCGCAAUAAAACAAGAAGGGUCUACAAUAUAUAUGAGUGAUAGCAUGAAUAGCUGUAACAAAGGCCAGGAUGGUAAAGUGAGACAGACAGAUGGAUCAGGAGUUACUACACUGUUGGUGAAUGGUUCCUGCUACGGAUCAUGUACUUUCCCGCCUUUAUGGGAUGGAGAAUGGUACGACAGUCUCCAUGGUGACAUCACAUUUGGCAGUUCUCUCAGUAAGGUGACAGGAUGGGAAUACAACGCCUACAACCAAAUAGUGACACCAUUCACUUGUCAGUCAGAAAAUACCACCAGUAACCAGCUCCUCUUUAUGGGUGACAACAGGAUCACUGUAUUUACCCGUACCUUUAACGUAUUUGUCUGUAUCCAAUGGGUGAAGAUUACAGAUUACUCCUACUAUUACUACGUAAUCGGAGACGAAGAACCAAAUAUAUCCGGCAAGAGACGGGCAAAAGUGGAGAUUGAUGACCCCUCUGUAACAUCUUUCUCUACGUCAAAAUACUGUCAGGCAACUUCCGCUCCAGACUUUGAGGAAUAUCAUGUUCUGGUCAAAAAAGGGUAUGAAGCACUUGUUGUACAGUGGUGCCCUACUCCAUUGUUGGGGAGUUUCACAUACAUUCACAAUGAUGGCACCACCAGCUCGUGUUCCUCGUCCUCGGAGCUACAAGUUUGUCCCACGUGGACAAGGAUGAAGUUUGACUACACAAAGUGUCCCACCAAACAGGCAUUUUCUGAUGAAGGCGUGGUGGACUGUGUUCAAACAAUAAAGAAGGAUGAAACAUACUUCACCACCGUUAUAAACAAUGGGAGUGUUGAUUACAACAAUUAUUACCGAUUCAGUUGUCUAGCUAUAACAGUCUCUGGAGGUAAAGUAUAUGUAAGCGAUAGUAAAGGUAGCUGUCAGAAAAAUCAAACAUCCACAAACAAACAGAUAGACGGUAGUGGUACACUCGUGCUAACAAAACAAGAGAGUUGCUACGGAAACUGCACGUUUCCAUCUACAUGGGAUGCCGGAUGGUACGAUAGCAGUAUGGGUGACAUUACUAUGAGUAACACCUCCUUAGCCAUUACGUCAGGAUGGUCUGUGGAUGUCCAUUCUGUCCCUGUGACGUCCUGGACUUGUGUAUCAGAGAACACCACCAAUAACAUCAUGCUUUUCAAGGGAGAUCAAGUGGUAGAAGUUUCACCUGGCGUUAAGAAGAAUAUUUUCAGAUGUAUCCAAGUGAAUGAGAUAACAAAUGAAUCAUAUUUCUAUUAUAUUAAAAAUGACUUUAACACAGAUGCUCAAAGUAAACGUAUAGGCGUUGGAAACUACGAUCCGUUUGUGACGUCAUUUGACGUCAACAGUUUCUGUUCACCUACCUCAGAACCUGGGGUGGAGGAGUACCACAUGCUUUUGAAACAAGGGGCUGGAUCUCAAAUACAACAGUGGUGUCCAAAUGCAUUGUUGGGAAAGUUUUCCUACACUCAUGACUCCGGAAGCUCACAGACAUGUUCUUCUUCUUCUGAACUUAGCACCUGCUCAGAUUGGAGAACAAUGAAGUUUGAUUACUCUAAAUGUGCUACUGUUCAAGCCUUUUCAUCGGAAGGACGGGUACACUGUGUAAAUACCAUCAAAUCAGGUUCUAUUUAUUACACUUCAUUAUUCAAUCCUGGAAUAGUCGAUGCAACUGUGUUCCACAGAUUCACAUGCUAUGCGUUCAGUGUUUCUGCCACUGAAAUUCGUGUCUCUGACAGCAGCGGAAGUUGUGAGAGGAAUCAGUCGCCUACAACUAAAGCCAGUAACGGAUCUGGGACGCUAAUUUUAACUCAAAAUCAAAACUGCUACGGUAGCUGCAAUUUCCCAUCCACUUGGAAUGAUAAAUGGUAUGACAGUGGUUUGGGAGAUUUCACCUUCAACCACUCCUCCAACAACCUUAAAGGAUGGUCAAUGUCAAUCCAUGGUCAGAUGGUCACUUCUUGGACCUGUCAGACACAGGGGAACUCGGAUAAUCUGCUCCUCUUUAAAGCCGACCAGAUCAUUGAAGUUAGCGGAGUAAAGAAGAAUGUAUUUCGAUGCAUCAAGUGGACAAACAUCACAGACAAUUCCUUCUAUUAUUAUGUCUACAAUGAUAUUGAAAGUAACGCGGGUAUUCAGAGAGUGAUUGUAGAAGAUCACGAUCCAUCCAUCCAAUCCUGGAACAUUUCUGAUUACUGCAAUCCAACUUCCAUGCCAAUGAUAGAGGAAUACCAUGUAAUUGUAAAGGAAGGACAAGAAAACUCCGUCAAACAGUGGUGUCCUAUACCACUUCUGGGCAACUUUACCUACAUCCAUAAUGAUGGAUCAACCACUUCAUGUGGAUCCUCGUCAUCACUCAAUGUCUGUCCUACCUGGGAUACUCUAACGUUUGACUACACCAAAUGCUCAACUGAACAGAUUUUCUCGAGAGAAGGAGAGGGUUACUGUGUUCAGACACUGUCGAAAGGAAAUACUUUCUUUACCAGUAUUCUUAAUCCUGGAAACGUCACUAGCGGCAGUCAUUAUCGGUUUACGUGUCUUGCAAUAACCUUGUCAGGAGCGCAGGUUGUCAUAAGUGAUAGCCCCGGAAGUUGUGAAGCAGGUCAAACAGCAGCAGUAAAAACCUCUGCUGGAAGUGGUGUACUAACAUUAACAUUAUUAGAUGGAAACUGUACGUUUCCGUUGGAUUGGGUGGCCUCGUGGCACGACAGCAGAACAGGAUCGGUUGAAUUUGUCAACGAUAAGGGAACUGUUUCUUCAGGGUGGUCAUUAAUGAUCGGCAGCAACAAUGUCUCUUCAUGGACUUGUAUGUCAGAUGACACCAAUAAUCAACUUCUACUUUUGAAAUCUGACAGCGUAAUGGAAAUCAAUGGAACCAAAAUGAAUGCUUUUAUGUGUAUAGACUGGAAGAAAAUCACUAGCAACUCCUACAGAUACUACAUUAGAACAGAUGAGAAUUCUGAUGUCAGCAAUGAACGAGUCACAGUAGAAGCCCAUGAUCCCUCCGUAAUACAGUGGAAUGUUAACACCUAUUGUAACCCAAGCAAUGGACCGAAGAUUGAACAAUUCCACAUGAUAGUCAAACAAGGUCAGGAGACAACAGUAAAACAAUGGUGUCCUAACCCUUUGCUGGGAACAUUUUUUCACACAAUAGACAAUGGAACCAAUCAGCUGUGUGGAAAUGGGUCACGUGUUGAUGUAUGUGCCACGUGGACUACAAUGACGUUUAAUUACACUAAGUGCUCUACAGAAGUAUUUUCAAAGGAAGGAGAGGUAUACUGUCUUUUCACAGUAAUCAGUGGUACUACAUACUAUACAUCCCUCCUAAAUCCUGGUUUCAUCGAUAACAACAACUACCACAGAUUCACUUGUUUAGCUAUUACAUCCGAUGUCAAUUCGGACAAUGUUUACGUAAGCGAGAGUGCCGGGAGUUGUGAACUUGGUCAGCAGUCUACAGUAAAACAGGCUGACGGGAAAGCCAACUACACGUUCACACCUUAUUCCACAUGUCAUGGUUCCUGUACAUUUCCAAUACAAUGGGAAAGUGAUUGGUACGAUUCUGGCAAGGGUUCUGUUGAAAUCAAUGCUCCUUCGAAGUCUAUCUCAACUGGGUGGUCAGUCACAGCUUACUCAAAGACUGUGACGUCAUGGACUUGUCAUGCAGAAGACACCUCUCAGAAUUAUUUGUUGUUCAAGUCGGACCACACAGUUGAAAAUGGAGGUACUCAAUACAAUCUGUUCAGAUGCAUUAAAUGGCGGGAAAUAACACCGUAUUCUCACUUUUACUAUGUGUUAGCAGACGUGAAUGCGAAUGCCCUGAAUGAAAGAGUAUAUAUAGAAUUGUACGACCCGUCUGUGACCUCAUGGAAUACAUCAACUUACUGCAACCCAACCUCUUUGCCAAAGCUAGAAGAAUAUCACGUUAUGGUUAAGAAAGGUUUUGAGUCUCAGGCAGCCCAGCCCUGCCCUGCUUUAUUAAUUGGUCGCUUUACCUACACACAUGACAGCGGAACGACCCAAACGUGCAGCAGCAGUUCAUUGCUGGCUGUCUGUCCAACGUGGAAUACCAUGACAUUUGACUACACGAAAUGUCCGACAGAACAAGCUUUCUCAAAGGAAGGAAUUGCGAACUGUUUAGUGUAUUUAAGUUCUGGGUCUACUGUAUUCACUUCGGUCCUGAACCCAGGUGACGUCACAGAUAGUCGCCAUAGUAUAUUUACUUGUUACGCUUCAACAAGAGCUAAUAAUACUGUGUAUAUGAGCGACAAUAGAGGGAGCUGCUUUCCCGGACAGUCCCCUAAUGUUAAACAGAUAGACGGAUCUGGAACUCUCAGCAUGAAUUAUCAAGAUUCUUGUAUUGACAAACCACCUGGCAGUGCUGAUGAUCUCUGUACUUUACCCACGAGUUGGGAUGGCGACUGGUAUGACAGUGGUAUGGGUGACAUAUGGAUCAGCGCCCGCACCAAAACAGUUACCUCUGGCUGGGAUGUGGCCGUUUCAAGAGCUAAUCUUACCUCCUGGUCGUGUGUUACAAGCAACGAUACGGGAUCGUUUUUACUUUUCAAAUCAGAUCAGCUGGUAGACUAUAAUGGAACGUUUUACUCAGCAUUCCGAUGUAUACAGUGGACAAAAAUCACCGACAGCUCCUACAUGUACUAUCCUGUGACUGAUGAAGAACCAUUGGCAGCUAAUGCAAGGAUAAAGCUUGAAGUGUAUGAUCCUACUAAAUUGACAUGGAAUACCUCGGAUUACUGUCACUCUUCCAAUCCUACAAACACAGAACAAUUUUACGUCAUUGUGAAGAAAGGAAAUGAGAAUGAAGCAAAACAGUGGUGCCCUUCACCAUUACUUGCUAAGUUCACGUACAAACACGUGACGGAUAAUGGCACAGAGACCUGUACUGGUGUUUCAUCUUUGGAUGUGUGCACAAACAGAACAACAAUGACUUUUGAUUACUCAAAAUGUUCCACGACUCAGGCCUUCUCAAGUGAAGGAAUACUAUAUUGUGUAAAGACGUUGAUGGUCAAUGGAGUAUACUACACACUGGUCCUAAAUCCUGGUUCUGUUGACAAUUUCUUCUAUCACAGGUUUACCUGUUUGGCAACCACAAAAACAGGGGAUGUUGUCUAUACCAGUGAUAGACAAUCAAUGUGUGCAAUGAACCAGUCCUCAGUUACUGUGACUGAGGGUGGCAGUGGUACUCUAGAAAUGACACCAACAGAAACAUGUGAUUUCACGACUCAAACUGAUGAGAGCAAACCUGGGGAAGGGGUGGCAACAGGCGCAGUCAUUGGAGCUGUCAUUGGUAUUCUCCUCAUUCUACUCAUCGCCGCAAUAAUCGGUUGUAUCGUCUUUAGAUACAUCAAGCACAAAAAAGCAAAAGUUCAUAAUGACCUUCAAAAGAAAAAACCACUUCCAGAGAGUGAUAAUGAAACGCCAAGAGCACUUAAUUUGAAUGUGGAUGAUAUGAAGAAGAACUUUGCUUUGCCGCCAUUGCAACAUAAUUCAACUCCAGUGGCUAAUAUCCCCUCAGUAGUUAAACCCCCUGAUCAUCCUCCUCCGUCACAUUUACCCCCGGUCCCAGUCAAUACAAGUACACCAACAAAGCAGAAGAAGAAAAAGAAACAUAAAAAAGAUAAAAAGAACAAAGAAAAUGGAGGUCCUCAUACGGACCAAUCGAGCUGGGAUACAUCAAAACCGGAUGUGAUUAGCGGGACUUCCGCUAUUGAACUUGAGGAAGACUAUGACGAAGCAAUAAAAGACAUAUUAGCUACAGUAGACAUUGACUGAAGAAGAGAGCUUAUUAUGAACCCUGGUGCUGAUUAUGUGGAACAAGAAAAUCCCUGCAAUACUUUCAAUGUUCCUUUAAGCUGCAAUCAAGACUGUGAUAGUUUGCCAUACCUUGUUUAAAAAGUUGUUUUUAAAUGUUGUAUUUUUCAACUUUUUAAAAUUAAAUUUAUUCGUGUU